This is a messenger RNA of Eutrema salsugineum, 2080 nucleotides long. Its product is annotated as DEAD-box ATP-dependent RNA helicase 39. The coding region runs from base 88 to 1989 and encodes 633 amino acids. NCBI's taxonomy places the organism in Eukaryota, Viridiplantae, Streptophyta, Magnoliopsida, Brassicales, Brassicaceae. The transcript has 9 exons. Gene Ontology annotation, molecular function: ATP binding; nucleic acid binding; RNA helicase activity. The record is from RefSeq and is a predicted model, not a curated record.
ACCUCCAUGAAGAAGAAGACCUCAUAAACCUUCGAAUAAACCUCUCACAUCAAUCAUCUUCCUCAUAUAUCAACACGCACGAAAGCUAUGGUAGGAGCUUCGAGAACAAUCCUCUCCCUCUCUCUCUCUUCCUCACUCUUCACCUUCUCCAGAAUCCCUCACGUUGUCCCAUUUCUCCGCCUCCAUAAACCUUCCUCUAGAUUCUACCACGCUUUUCGUCCUCUUUGCGCCGCCGCGACUGCUCCUACGGAAACUAAUAUCGCAGAUCCAGACCAAUUAAAGCACACGAUCUUGCUUGAGAGGCUUCGGCUCCGUCAUUUGAAGGAAUCAGCGCCGAAACCACAACAGAGACCGAGCAGCGUUGUUGGCGCAGAGGAAGAAAACAACAGUAACAGCAGGAGAAAGAAUAAGCUGGCUGAGAAUUUCGAGGAGCUAGGGCUAAGCGAGGAAGUAAUGGGAGCUUUGAAAGAGUUGAACAUUGAGGUUCCUACUGAGAUUCAGUGUAUCGGAAUACCUUCUGUUAUGGAACGAAAGAGCGUCGUCUUGGGUUCGCACACUGGUUCCGGCAAGACUCUUGCCUAUUUGCUUCCUAUUGUUCAGCUGAUGAGAGAAGAUGAGGCAUCUCUUGGUAAAAUAACAAAGCCUAGGCGUCCAAGGACUGUUGUUCUUUGUCCCACAAGAGAACUAUCUGAACAGGUUUACCGUGUGGCGAAGUCCGUAAGCCACCACGCGAGGUUCAGAUGUACAUUGAUCAGUGGUGGUUCUCGGAUAAGACCACAGGAGGAUUCUUUGAACAAUGCAAUAGACAUGGUUGUUGGAACACCUGGUAGGAUUCUUCAGCAUAUCGAAGAGGGAAACAUGGUCUAUGGAGAUAUCACAUAUUUGGUGCUAGAUGAGGCAGAUACUAUGUUUGAUCGUGGCUUUGGUCCCGAUAUUCGUAAAUUCCUUGCCCCAUUGAAACAGCGUGCGUUAAAAGCAAAUGACCAAGGAUUUCAAACCGUCUUAGUCACUGCUACUAUGACAACGGCUGUUCAGAAGUUAGUCGAUGAGGAGUUUCAAGGGAUAGAGCAUUUGCGAACAUCAACGUUGCAUAAAAAGAUAGCAAACGCUCGGCAUGACUUCGUCAAGCUAUCAGGUAGUGAAGAUAAGCUAGAAGCACUACUACAGGUUCUUGAACCUAGCUUAGCCAAAGGGAGCAAGGUGAUGGUCUUCUGUAACACUUUGAACUCAAGUCGCGCCGUUGAUCACUAUCUUUCUGAAAACCAGAUCUCCACUGUGAAUUAUCACGGUGAAGUUCCAGCAGAACAAAGGGUUGAGAACUUGAAAAAGUUUAAAGACGAAGAAGGAGACUGUCCCACACUAGUGUGCACGGAUUUGGCUGCGAGGGGUCUGGACCUCGACGUAGAUCACGUAAUCAUGUUUGAUUUCCCAAAGAACUCUAUCGACUACCUUCAUCGCACUGGAAGGACAGCUCGCAUGGGUGCUAAAGGAAAAGUGACGAGCCUGAUAAGCAGGAAGGACCAAAUGUUAGCUGGAAGAAUCGAAGAAGCUAUGAGAAACAACGAGAGCUUGGAAUCACUCACAAACGAUAAUGUGAGGAGAGACGCUGCGAGAACACAAAUCACUCAAGAGAAAGGAAGGAGCGUUAAGCAGAUCAGAGAAGUGAGCAAGCAACGGAACACCAGAGACAGAGGAGCAUCAUCUCCUCCUCCUGCGAGAUCAACUGGUGUGAAGACACCAUUGAGAAAGUCAACUUCAACUUCAGCGAGAAAGUCAACUUCAACUUCAGCGAGAAAGUCAACUCCGGUUUCAAAACCCCGAAAAUCAUCAUCUCCUCCAGAAAAAUCUACAAAACCGAAAAGAAAAAUACUAAAAACUGUUGGAUCAAGAUCGAUUGCUGCGAGGGGCAAGAAGGGUUCAGAGAGAACAGGUAAGAAAAUAAGUGUUGUUGGUUUCAGAGGUCGAUCUUCUACGGCAAGAGCCUCUUAAUUUAACAUUCUGGUAACUUAAUGAAGUCAAUGGUGAAAGUGAAUUAUGUUCGGAUUAUGAUUACUAGAACGUUAUAGAUGAAUCGUCUUAA